Molecule: messenger RNA, 2076 nt
Organism: Exophiala bonariae
Lineage: Eukaryota; Fungi; Ascomycota; Eurotiomycetes; Chaetothyriales; Herpotrichiellaceae
Exons: 3
Coding region: 1-2076 (691 amino acids)
Biological process (GO): ubiquitin-dependent endocytosis
Cellular component (GO): cytosol; cytoplasm
Molecular function (GO): protein-macromolecule adaptor activity; ubiquitin protein ligase binding
Source: RefSeq, a predicted model, not a curated record
AUGGUUGGGUUAAGCGAUGUGGGCAGAAGGUCGCCAGAGAGGAGGGGCAGAAGUUCCAGCACCAUCAGUGGUCCCAUAAGUGGCAUGGUACACAGGCCUAGACUGGAGAGUGAUGUUCGGAAUGCCUCGAUCUCAACUUCCAAUCCUGACGCAGCUCUCAAUGCCACCCACUUGGCUGAUGAGAAACCGGUCGCUACCGGAAAUGGCGUCUCCGUCAUCAUCUCUCUCGCAGAACCUGUCCUCUUUUUGCAAGGCUUUGAUGCCAAUGAUCCCACAACGCACACCACCACCAUGCUUCGAGGCAGUUUGCUUCUGAGAGUACAGAAACAAGCCAAAUUGAAAUCAAUAUCCCUCAACUUCAAGGGCAAGUCCGAAACCGAGUGGCCCGAGGGCAUCCCGCCCAAACGUGUCGAAUUUCGUGAUGUCACGACCAUCAUGAAUCAUACAUGGUCGUUUUUCAAUGCUCAGUUUCCUCAGGCGGAACAUAGCUACGGGGCGGAUAUAGUCCAGUUACAAAAGGCCCCGUCCGUGGAAGCAAAGGAACUGGGCGUGACAACUUCGUCUUUCGACCUUUUCCAAAGGAGUGCUUCUCCUGCCAAAGGCCAUUCCGCUCGCGACCUCAAACGCCUCUCCCUCCAAGCCAACCAAUCGAGGAGUUUCGGUAAAGGAGAUACUCUGGGUGGUGGGCCGACUGUCGCACAACGGGGUUUCAAAGUGUUCCAUCCAGGUGACUACAUCUACAAUUUUGAACUUCCUCUGGAUUCCAGAUUACCCGAGUCAAUCAACGUCGAUCUUGGCCACGUUAAAUAUGAACUCGAGGCCCUGGUGGAGCGAUCCGGUGCCUUCCGUGCUAACUUGGUCGGUACCAAAGAGCUCACUUUGAUCAGGGCGCCUGCUGAGGGAUCGCUGGAGCAAGUCGAGCCUAUAGCCAUUUCGAGAAACUGGGAAGAUCAGUUGCACUAUGAUAUUGUUAUUUCCGGGAAGUCGUUCCCCUUGGGUUCCUCGGUUCCGAUAGCCUUCAAACUCACCCCCCUGGCCAAAGUCCAGUGCCACCGCAUCAAAGUCUUCGUGACAGAGAACAUUCAAUACUUCACAAACAAUAAGAAAGUGCACCGUCUUGAGCCUACGAGAAAGGUCCAACUCUUCGAGAAGCGGGCAGAUGGCCACAGUGUGACUUCAUACCCGGGGAGCUCGAUGCGCAUCCUAGCUGGCGGUGGAGUGCCCUAUGACUAUCGCCAACAAGCCGCGGCUGGAGACGAAGAUGUCCCGAGGGACCAAACCAAUCUUCUGGGAAACCUAGAUAAUGACGCCGGAAGCAUUGGUCCUACCGAAAUGGAGUUCAAUGUUCAAUUGCCCAACUGCCACCAGAUGAAGGAGAAACUCCGGAGUCAAUCAUUGGAUAAAGACGAGAACGACUCCGCCAAGCGUCGCCAUUUUGAGAUCUCCAUCGAUUCCCCAUUCAACAUAUUGUCCUGCAGAGCAACUCAGGCCAAUAUCUCGCUACCGGCUUACAGUGCUGGUCUCUCAACUCCCUCUUCAGCCGAUGAAUUCGAAUGUGGGUGUCCUGGAGCAGCUCUACGAAGACGCAGCACUCCUCCAGUGUCCCAAAACCAAGUUCCCACCCUGGCUCAGCCCGUACCCAAUGGACCAAAUGUACAACGUAGCUGGACCAACGACAGUGGAGGCCUGACCAUGCCAACACAAGCCCACGUGCACAACGAUCCUAAUUCCGGCCAAUCUAGGCCAAUGCACUUGCUUCGGAGCCCAUCUUUCAACCCCCCCGCUUUUGACGAAGAUGAGCCUCCACCACCACUUGUGACACCGCCGCCACUUUACGAUAAUAUUGUUCCGGGCGAUUCUAACAGCGCUCUGGCAGAUUACUUCGCCCGGCUAGCAGAUGAGACUUCAGAAGAAGACGAUCGCCUGGAUCGGUCGCGGGUAGACUACCCACUCACGCCAGGUGGACGUAUCAACCGAAGUAUGGAUAUACCCCGGAACUGGUUACCGCUCGAUGGCGCAGCCGGAACAGCCAGCACCACUCAGUCAAGCCUGGCAUCCUCAGCGUCUGGAGCUUGA